UCACUCACACUCACGCUCACACUCACACUCACACUCACACUCCUAAAACUUAAAAGUUCAGAGAGAGGAGAUAGGAGAGAGGGAGGGGGUAAAGCGCAGUCACAAAACUUCUUCAACAGAAUUGAAGUACCAAAUCCAAAACCCACAUUUUCUCCUAAACUUCUGAGCCUUCUCUCUCUCUCUCUCUCUCCGCUGAAAACUAUGGCCCAAACUCCAGAGCCAGCUCCGGCGACCGAAAUUGGCUCCGACACCAAGAAGAUCGUCAAUCCCAGAGCUGAAAUCGAUACGUCACCUCCAUUCGGGUCGGUUAAAGAGGCCGUGACCCGUUUCGAAGGCAGCGCCUCUUGGAUCCCCCAUCACCUGCUCCGACUUGCUGCUCAGCAUGGCAUUGAGUACGAUUUAGACAAAGUGGAGGAGCAAGCAUCGGAGUUGGAGAAAGAUCUUAUUGUGAAAGAAAUGGAAACACUCAAUGUCUUAAAAGAUCUUGAAGCCACAAAAAGAUUCGUCGAAGGGUUAAAAGUGAAGUUGGUGAAAGAAGUGUCCGAGUGCGUGACACCUCCUGAGUUAAGCUCAUCGCAAAGUUUGACCCUGUGCCCUGCUCCGUCUCCUGGUUUAAUUGUAAUGGAGCUAAAUCAAGCAAAAUUGAACUUGAACAAGAGUACAAACGAUCUUGCAGCGAUUCAAGCUUCUGUCGAGUCUUUGAAUAACAAAAUGAAAAAAGAGAAAGUUUCUAUUGAGAAGCCCCCCGAGAAGGUACCAAAUUGUGUUGGAGUGCUGUCCAUGGAAGAGAAGCUUAAUAGAGCGAGAGCGAAGCUGCAGUUAGUGAACAAUGGGGAAAUUAAAGGCAAUUCUAAGAAUUCAACCAAUGUUUUGAGGAAUUUCCAACAACUGAAUUUCGAGGCUGACCAGUUCAAAAAAAUAGCUGAAGCUGCGAAAUACGAGGUAAUGAAGGCAAUGUCGGAGAUUGAGCAAACGAAAACAAGUAUUAAUAUGGUUGAGAUGAGGUUGAUUGCGGCAAGAAAGAUGGAGGAGGCGGCUAGAGCAGUUGAAGACGUUGCUUUUGCUGAAAUGAAUGCUCAAUCGUGCAGUGAGGGCGUAACUCUUUCAUUUGAAGAGUACUCUUGUUUAGCCCAGAAAGCUCAAAAAGCUGACGAGAUGUCUAAGAAGAGAGGUAGGGAUGUCGUGUGUCGUAUUGAUGAAUCAAAUGUAUCCGAAGUGGCUAUUGUAAAGAAAGCAGAGGAAACAAUGAAACAAGUUAAGCAGGGGAAAAAGUUUCAAGAAGAAGCUAAAAUAGAGGCUGCAAGUAGAAGAAGCUUUGUCACGGAAGAGGCCUUCUUUGGUGGGAGAAUGGAACAACACGGUGAAAUAAGAGAACCGGGACACCACUCCAUGUUCAAAUUCAAAAAUUCGUGUCCAUCUUAUGGUCAUUGUGAUUCUCACCUGCUCGAUGGGAACAAAUCAAACCUAAUGAAAGAAAAAACCGUGCCUGUUUUAAGGUCAACAAUUUCGAUUGGUGAUAUUCUGAGCAGGAAGCUAAUUCUGCAAGAUGAUUUCAUGGUGGGAAGUCAUGUGGAAGGUCACAAUGAAAGACAACACGCAUCUUUAAGUCAAAUGCUUCGUGAACAAAGCGGGCUUAUAUUUCAACCUAAAAAGGGUGUGAAAGAGGGGAUUGUUCACAAGCAAUUCUUCUCGCAGAGAAAGAAGUUUGGAUUCAUCGACAUUUCACUCCCCAUGACAAAGCAAAGCAAGAAAAAGUCGCAGGCGCCAAACACGAGGUGACUUAGGUUGAUAGAAGAAUGAUAAUUGUUGCUGUUGUGAACCAACAUUUUGCUUUUACUCAUUGGUGUGUUUGUGUUUGUGUUUGAUGCAUGUUUUGUUCAUGGCUUGAGAUUUUGUUUCUAAGGGUGUGUUUGGUUGAGAGAUUUGAGGAGAUAUUUAAAAAUGAAAAUGAAAAAUAUAGGUGAAAUGUGAAUAAAAUAUACUUACAUUUCACCUAGUUUCACACAUCUUUUCUUUUUUUCCUUUCAAAUCUCUCUCCAAAUCUUCUAACCAAACACAUCGUAAAUGUUUUCAUUAUUAUUAUUUUGUUGGGAACAUAGUUUCUAAAUGUUUUCAUUGUAAAGGUGUUUUGUGAUUUUACUGAUUUAUAUAUUGAAUUGAUUUCUACA
This is a messenger RNA of Camellia sinensis, 2168 nucleotides long. RefSeq names its product WEB family protein At2g40480. Lineage: Eukaryota; Viridiplantae; Streptophyta; Magnoliopsida; Ericales; Theaceae. Gene Ontology annotation, cellular component: cytosol. The record is from RefSeq and is a predicted model, not a curated record. Gene Ontology annotation, biological process: chloroplast avoidance movement; chloroplast accumulation movement.